Messenger RNA from Apaloderma vittatum (bar-tailed trogon), 1469 nucleotides. It is a transcript of the gene UEVLD, whose product is annotated as UEV and lactate/malate dehyrogenase domains. The transcript is spliced from 11 exons. Bases 144 to 1469 code for a protein of 441 amino acids. Lineage: Eukaryota; Metazoa; Chordata; Aves; Trogoniformes; Trogonidae. The record is from RefSeq and is a predicted model, not a curated record. Gene Ontology annotation, molecular function: oxidoreductase activity, acting on the CH-OH group of donors, NAD or NADP as acceptor. Gene Ontology annotation, biological process: carboxylic acid metabolic process; protein transport; protein modification process.
AUGAAAGAAGCCUUUGAACUGACACACAUUAUUUUUUCUGAUUUUUUUUUUCUUUUCUCCUCUCUUCCUAGUAUAAGUUCAGAGACCUGACCAUAGAAGAGCUAAAGAAUGUUAACAAGACCUACCCAAACUUCACAUUCUCCAUGAACACAUACACCUUCAAGGAUGGAUCCCAGAAGGACCUCCUAAAUUUUAGCGGUACUGUUCCAGUGAAAUACGGUAAUUCCUACAACAUACCUAUUCAUCUGUGGAUUCUGGAUUCUCAUCCCUUUGCCCCCCCCAUUUGCUUCUUGAAGCCAACGGCAAGCAUGGGCAUUUCGGUGGGAAAGCACGUUGAUGCUCGUGGCAGGAUUUAUUUGCCGUACCUGCAGAACUGGAGCCAUCCUAAAUCAACUAUCAUUGGAUUAAUCAAGGAAAUGGUUGCAAAAUUUGAGGAAGAGCUUCCCUUGUAUUCACUGUCAUCUUCUGAUGCAGCCAGGCAAUCGGAACUUCUCUCCUACAUUGCAAAGAUUACUCAAGGAGAGACUGACAUGGAAUCAAAGGCUAAAAUUGGUGGAGGCAAAAAUGAAGGAUGUUUAAACAAAAUUACUGUCGUUGGAGCUGGAGAUCUGGGCAUUGCGUGUGUGCUAGCAGUUGCAGCAAAGGGUACUGCAGACAAGGUGGUUCUUUUGGACCUUUCUGAAGGUGCGGCAAAAGGAGGGACCAUGGACUUGGAGAUCUUUGCUCUGCCAAACGUGGAGAUCAGCAAAGAUUUUUCUGCUUCAGCUGAUUCAAAGGUUGUGGUACUUACUGUUAAUUCUCUGGGUAAUGCUCAGACUUACCUUGAUGUCAUACAGAGCAACGUGGAUUUAUUCAGGGGAAUCAUCCCAGCAAUAUCACACUACAGUCAGAACUCUGUUCUCCUUGUUGCUUCUCAUCCAGUUGAAAUAAUGACAUAUGUGUCAUGGAAGCUGAGUGCGUUUCCCAAAGGUAGAGUUCUCGGAGUAGGUGCCAACCUAGAUGCUGAGAGAUUUCAGUACAUACUGACAAACCUUUUGAAAGCACAGGUGCUGGCAAAAGAUGCUUGGAUUAUUGGAGAACAAGGAGAAGACAAAGUACCAUCGUGGACCUGUCAUAAUUUAGUUGCAAAUAAAACGGAAGCGGUGGCUGCUCGUAACUCAAGGGAAACAGUGGCUAACAGAGCUAUGGAAAUUCUAAAGGGAAAAGGUCAGAGAUCUUGGUCUGUCGGGCUCUCAGUUGCUGAUUUGGCUGACAGUAUACUGAAAGAUAAAAGAAAGGUUCAUUCUGUAUCCGUUCUGGCAAAGGGGUGUUGCAGUAUAAACAGCGAGGUAUUCUUAAGCCUGCCCUGUGUUCUUGGAACCAGUGGAGUGCUUGAAAUGGUCAAACUGGAAGAAGACCCAGCAGUGCAAGAGAAACUGCAAAGCAGUGCAGAAUCAAUUCAUGACCUUCAACAGCAACUAAAACUGUAA